Eruca vesicaria subsp. sativa (arugula) is the source of this 1069-nucleotide messenger RNA. The record is from the annotation of a GenBank genome assembly. NCBI's taxonomy places the organism in Eukaryota, Viridiplantae, Streptophyta, Magnoliopsida, Brassicales, Brassicaceae.
UCAAAAUUUGUUUUGUUUUCUCUCUCCCCUCAUUCAUGAUAAAUCUAGGGUUUCUGAGAAGUUCCCAGAAAUCUGUAUCACACACCCUCUCCCCGAAAGCUCUCUUCUUCUCUCUAUCUAUCUCGACCUGACACACAUAGAUAGAUAGAUACUAUAUACACAAAUAGAUAAACACUUCUAUCCAAGCGCAUUCACAUACAAAUCAAGAGGGAUGGUGAGGGGAAAGACGGAGAUGAAGAGGAUAGAGAACGCAACGAGCAGGCAAGUGACCUUCUCCAAGAGAAGAAAUGGACUUUUGAAGAAAGCUUUCGAGUUAUCAGUCCUUUGUGAUGCUGAAGUUGCUUUGAUCAUCUUCUCUCCAAGUUCCAAACUCUAUGAGUUCUCUAGCUCUAGUAUAUCAAAAACAAUAGAACGAUACCAGAAACGAGUCAAAGAAAUUGGGAAUAACCACAAGAGAGAUGAUAAUUCUCAGCAAGCAAGAGGAGAAACAUAUGGUCUGACAAAAAAGAUUGAGCAGCUAGAGAUAUCUAAACGCAAAUUGCUUGGAGAAGGUAUUGAUGCAUGUUCUAUUGAGGAGCUGCAACAGCUAGAGAAUCAGUUGGAGCGAGGCUUGACCAGGAUAAGAGCCAAGAAGCACCAAUUACUCCGUGAAGAAAUUGAGAAGUUGAAGGAAGAGGAGAGGAAUCUCACCAAGGAAAAUAAAGAACUGAAGGAGAAGUUGCAUGGAAUGGGAGCUAUAGUAGUAGCAUCAUCAUCAUCAACUUUAUCAUCAGCAGAAGUGAACAUGGAAGACAAUGACAAUAUGGAAGUGGAGACUGGUUUGUUCAUUGGACCUCCGGAGACAAGACAAUCCAAGAAAACCCCUCCUCAAAACUAAUUAUCAAUAAUGUGUGUUAAUCUUUUUUUUUUUUAUAUUUAUACAUGUUCUUCCAAAAGUCUGAGAUGUCAAUAAGUUAUAAUAACUAUUACCUAGUUCUGAGUCAAGGAGUCAAACUUUUUUAAAAAAGUACCUGUAAAAUACGUUUCUACUUAUGUAUUCAAACCUAUAAGUUACAAUAUAUUGCUUCUC